This is a messenger RNA of Salpingoeca rosetta, 1195 nucleotides long. RefSeq lists its product as uncharacterized. The record is from RefSeq and is a predicted model, not a curated record. Lineage: Eukaryota; Choanoflagellata; Craspedida; Salpingoecidae. Bases 26 to 1195 code for a protein of 389 amino acids. The transcript is spliced from 2 exons.
CAAAAAACAACACACGCAGGUGGAAAUGAGGAAGGAGGGGUUGGUGGUGUUUGUGUGUGCGGUGGCGGUGGUGUUUGUGGCGGUGCUCACGCCGUGCGCAGGGCAGAGAGGAGGAGGAGGAGGAGGGUGGUCGUGGUGGGAGAACUGGAAUCAUGGCAACGGUGGCGAUGAUGACCACACUGGUCGCUGGAAUCAACAGCAAGCCUCGAGCACCACCACCACAACGACAACAAACCAAGUAGUGGACCCAUUGUCUGGUCCAAGCCAGAUGUCCACGGUGAACAUCGUCCAUGAUGCGACCUGGAGCAACGAUGCCAUUCUUGGCCAAACCGAAUCGACCCUGGUUGUGGCUGGAAACCCGCCACAGCAUGCGCUGGUGCAGGUUGAUCUGGAUGCGCUUGGGCAGCUGCUGGGUGAACAGCUAAACUCCGCUGCAACGUUAACAAGCGUGGAGCUGAGCCUGUACUUCAUCGGGGUUACUGUCACGCCGUUCACGGGGUCGCUCCCUCCGCUGAUUGUGCAGGCGGUGGCCGGCCCACUUGAUCUUGCCUGCACGGGCGAUUGCACCGUUCCCAGCGCGUCCCUAACAGCUCAGCUGCAGUCCCCAACUCAAGUUGCCUUCCCCUCCACCGCUGGCCACCUGUCGUGGGACAUCACCUCCAUUGUCGAGGCAUGGCACACGAACACCACCGCAACCAAGGCUUGGACCGGAGUGCUGCUGGUGCGACUGGGUGACGCAACUGCCACGUCGCUCGAGGUCAAAUUCGCCUCCACGGAACACCAGGACGCGGCAAAGCACCCGCUCGUCACAAUUCACCGCGCCAUCAUCGACCCACCCCACCCCAUGACGUCGACCGCAACAACAACAACGACGACGACAACUGCGGCAACUGGGGCAGGUGGGACGACGUCCGUGACAGCCACCACCACCGCGGGUACAACGGCGGGCGCAACCGUUGAUGCCUCUGCAUCUGUUGUGAACAACAACAACAACAACAACGACGACGACGACGACGACGACGACACGCGGUCAGCGGCGCAACAGGGAAGCACACGUGCACCCGGUGAUGGCAGCAGCGGCAACAGCAACAGCAACAGCAGCGGUUCUGUGGCUCUCGAAAAGUGGGUGCCUGUGCGACUUACUUGCUCACCCACCAACACUUGUCAGCAGCAGGCAGUUUGCGGUACACUUUGA